UCCACACUCCUCAGCUGCAGCAGCAGCCCCCACUCCCUUCUUCUUCAUCGAGAGCUUCUUCAGAGAAACGGGUAUUUCCCCAGAGCCCUCCAAAGCCUCGUGAAUUCAAAUAGCGGCCCCAUUCUUCUUAAUUUUUGUACUUUUUAACCCCAAAAAAUUGAAAAAAGGUAAAAUCUUUUACCUCUCUGGCCUUCUCACAUGGGAUGCUGAUUUCGCUUCCGGCACCAUCAGUUUGGAGUCAUCAUCACAUAGGCAGAUUUGAACUGGUUUUUCACUUGGGUUCACUCAAUAAGCAGAGAACUUUGAUGGGUCAGAUCUGAAAUCAAUGGUGUUUAUGUGUAGAAGCUUGAAAAGAUUAAAACUUUGCAGGAACAGCUCGCUUUCUGCUUCAAGGGUUUGGGAUUUUGGUGUGAGGGUAGUGAGGGAAAUGGCGGGUCAUGGCAUUUUGUUUUGGAUUUUGCUUUUGGGUUUGAUUUUCUUGCAAGGAAAUGCAAACCCAGUUGAAGAUAAGCAGGCGUUGCUCGAUUUCGUGAACAAUUUCCCUCACUCUCGCCCUCUGAAUUGGAACCAGAGCAGUUCUGUGUGUGACCACUGGACUGGAGUGACUUGUAGUGAGGAUAAGUCUUAUGUCAUAGCUGUCCGAUUGCCCGGCAUUGGAUUUACCGGCCAGAUACCGGCCAACACGCUUAGCCGCCUCUCGAGGCUGCAGACUUUGAGUCUUAGAUCCAAUGUGAUUAAUGGGGAGUUCCCUUCUGAUUUCUCCAAUCUGAAGAAUUUGUCUUUUCUGUAUCUUCAGUUCAACAACUUCUCUGGGCCAUUGCCCUUGGACUUCUCGGUUUGGAAGAACCUCACCAUUGUUAAUUUGUCUAACAAUCACUUCAAUGGGAGCAUUCCUUUUUCGCUCUCCAACUUGACUCAGCUUUCGGGAUUGAAUCUAGCAAACAACUCGCUUUCGGGUGAAAUCCCUGAUCUUGGACUACAUAAAUUGCAGCAGCUUAACUUAUGUAACAACAAGCUGAAUGGUAGUGUCCCUGAGUCUCUUCAGAGGUUUCCAAGGUCGGUGUUUGUUGGUAACAACGUUUCUUUUGCAAGUUUUCCACCUGAGCUUCCCCCAGUUCUUCCGCCCACCCCUAAACCAUAUCCGAAAUCUAAGAAUGGUGGGAAGCUUGGUGAGACAGCACUGUUGGGAAUUAUAGUUGCUGGUGCCGUUUUAGGCAUUGUAGCAUUUGCAUUUCUGAUACUUGUUUUCUGCUCAAGAAGAAAGAAAGAAGAUGGGCUUUCUGGAAAAUUGUCCAAGGGGGAAAUGUCACCGGAAAAGGUGAUCUCACGGAGUCAAGAUGCAAAUAAUAAACUGGUAUUCUUUGAGGGCUGCCACUACGCAUUUGAUCUGGAGGACUUAUUGAGGGCUUCAGCUGAGGUGCUUGGGAAGGGGACAUUUGGUACAGCAUAUAAGGCUAUACUAGAAGAUGCAACCAGUGUGGUGGUGAAGAGGUUGAAGGAUGUAAAUGUUGGAAAGCGGGACUUUGAGCAACAUAUGGAGGUUGUCGGCAAUAUUAGGCAUGAAAAUGUGGUUGAAUUGAAGGCGUAUUAUUAUUCCAAAGAUGAGAAGCUGAUGGUAUAUGAUUACUACAAUCAAGGGAGCAUCUCUGCGUUGUUGCACGGUAGAAGAGGUGAGGACAGAAAUCCUUUAGAUUGGGACACCCGACUGAGAAUAGCAAUUGGAGCCGCAAGGGGAAUUGCUCAUAUUCAUACAGCGAAUGGUGGGAAGCUUGUCCAUGGAAACGUCAAAGCCUCAAACAUCUUUGUAAACACGCAACAGUAUGGUUGUGUUUCUGAUGUUGGUCUGGCAACUAUAAUGAGCUCACUGGCUCCACCAAUCUCCCGUGCUGCUGGUUACCGAGCUCCAGAAGUGACAGACACCAGGAAGUCAGGACAACCUGCUGAUGUCUACAGCUUUGGGGUUGUCUUACUGGAACUCCUCACUGGAAAAUCCCCAAUCCAUACAACUGCUGGUGAUGAGAUUGUCCAUUUGGUCAGGUGGGUUCAUUCAGUUGUCCGAGAGGAGUGGACAGCGGAAGUGUUUGACAUAGAGCUGAUGAGGUAUCUAAAUAUAGAGGAGGAAAUGGUGGAGAUGUUGCAGAUAGCCAUGUCUUGUGUUGUAAGGAUGCCUGAUCAACGACCUAAGAUGCUGGAUGUAGUGAAGAUGAUAGAAAGUGUCCGUCAGGCAGAUAAUGACAAUCGACCAUCUUCUGGAAACAGAUCCGAGAGCUCAACACCACCUCCGGUGGUUGGAGCAGAAAAUCCAACUUUGCAAUGAACGAGCGCCACUUGCCAUUUUCCCCAUCCGGUGUAUUUUUAUUUCAUCUCAAAAUGUUGUUUUGGUCCGUUUAGUGAACAAAUUUGUGGUUACUUUUUUUAUUUUAUUUGUCAAGUUGAUCCAAUUUAGAUAGAAAUCUAGGUCAUUGUCAAUGUAUUAGUGGCUGGCUGUUGAUUCUCACAAUGGCAUUUCAAAUGUGCUUUGUUUAGUUUGGACAUUUAUUUGGUCAAUCUGCACAAAGUUUUUCA
Messenger RNA from Pyrus x bretschneideri (Chinese white pear), 2565 nucleotides. Its product is annotated as probable inactive receptor kinase At4g23740. Gene Ontology annotation, biological process: protein phosphorylation. Gene Ontology annotation, molecular function: protein kinase activity; ATP binding; protein binding. The record is from RefSeq and is a predicted model, not a curated record. Bases 326 to 2317 code for a protein of 663 amino acids. Lineage: Eukaryota; Viridiplantae; Streptophyta; Magnoliopsida; Rosales; Rosaceae. The transcript is spliced from 4 exons.